Rana temporaria (common frog) is the source of this 1403-nucleotide messenger RNA. It is a transcript of the gene F11R, whose product is annotated as F11 receptor. The annotation marks the transcript as partial. Gene Ontology annotation, cellular component: bicellular tight junction. The record is from RefSeq and is a predicted model, not a curated record. Gene Ontology annotation, biological process: intestinal absorption; cell adhesion; regulation of membrane permeability. The transcript is spliced from 9 exons. NCBI's taxonomy places the organism in Eukaryota, Metazoa, Chordata, Amphibia, Anura, Ranidae.
UCCCUGUACCCCCCCCCCUCCCCUCCAUACUCAUCAUCUUCUCUUCUUCUCUCCGCAGGGACCGCUGUUCUGUGUAGCCCCCCCGUCAACCUGAAGGAAGGAAACAAUGCAGAGUUCCCGUGCAAUUUUCCCAGUUCUUACCAGAACCCGCGUGUGGAGUGGAAGUUCAUGUCCGGCAAUGAUGCCAUCCUGGUGUACUAUGAUGGGGCACUGACAGCACCCUAUAAGACCCGGGCGACCUUCUUCCCACAAGGCCUCCGGCUGAGUUCGGUGACCCGGAAGGACGCUGGGGAAUAUUCGUGUGAAGUGACUGGAAUGGUUUCCGGGAGUCCGCAGUUGUUCCAGGACAAGACUCAGCUGGUGGUGUUGGUUCCCCCCUCUGUGCCCAUCGCUCAGGUACCAACUUCUGUCAGUACCGGGGGUACGGCAACCCUUUACUGCAUUGAGACGGACGCCUCCCCACCGCCAACCUUCACCUGGUACAAGAAUGGUGUCCUGAUGCCCCCAAACCCCAAGGACAGCCCCAACUUCCAGAACUCCAGCUACGCUAUCGAUGCCACAACUGGACAGCUGCGGAUCAGUCCGGUGACGCAGGCGGACGUCGCACAAUAUUCCUGCCAGGCAGAGAAUUCUGAGGGGAAGCGAACCUCGGAGCCGGUCCAGGUGGCAAUCAAGGACGUGAACGUUGGAGGGAUUGUCGCCGCCGUCAUCGUCAGCCUCCUGAUCCUUGGACUCAUCGCAUUCGCUGUCUGGUUCGCCUAUCAGCGGGGAUACAUCGGCAAGAAAGACAAUAAGAAAGUCAUCUACAGUCAGCCGUCAGAGACGCGGAGUGAUAAAAACUUCCAGCAAACUUCCUCCUUCCUGGUGUGAGUCUCCUGUGCGGGGAGGCCGCCCGUCCUCUUCUCUGCUGUGGCCUUUCACCUAUCCAGAGGAAACCCUUCUCCCCAGAUGUCUGACUCCCGGGGCGGGGUGACGGGGGGGGGGUGACUGCGUGUCUGUGUAUGUCUGUGUGUGUGUGUCUGUCUCUGUGCGCAUGCGUGUGACGCCGCUUGUGUAGUAGAAUGGGGACAGGCGUGGGCUUUACAUGUGGUUUGUUAUUUAUAAUUCUCAGACUUGGUGCCUUCCGCUGGUCUCCAAUGAGCCAGGAACAAUGCUUUCCAGAAAUCUUAUAUUUUAGGUAUUUAUUGAUUAGUGAUUGGGAUCCGAUAUCAUGCUUAUGUUACCUGUAGUAAGUCCGGGCUCAGGAUGGGGGAACGAUUAAACCUCUCCAGUUACUGGGUGACGAUGCUUACUCAUUGGUCAGUUUAGGGCAACACGUUCAGUAAUAUCACAGCUGCUUCCAUGUGGUGACGGCUGACUGUGGCCUUGUUUUACUCUAAAUGUAACAGAAAUAUCAUCUUUUU